Messenger RNA from Oreochromis niloticus (Nile tilapia), 705 nucleotides. RefSeq lists its product as uncharacterized. The transcript is spliced from 3 exons. The coding region runs from base 1 to 705 and encodes 234 amino acids. NCBI's taxonomy places the organism in Eukaryota, Metazoa, Chordata, Actinopteri, Cichliformes, Cichlidae. The record is from RefSeq and is a predicted model, not a curated record.
AUGGGCACAUUCUCAGUGCUUUUGAAUUCCAGAAGACCUGGGACAACCAAACACAUGAAGGAAAGCUUUGGUGAACGCAUUCCAGAGGAUGUCAGCCUCGAGUUUCUAAUGGCUUGUGGCAAUAAGCUGGUGUCUCCAAAGCUCCAAGAUGGUCAGGAGCUGAAUGGGAUGCUGAUCCUAAAGGUUUUUAAAACCAAAGCCCUCUAUAGUGAAUCAGAUGAAGACAAAGAUCCUUCUUACAUCAGCUCCAAAUCAGCAUUAAGCAGUUGUGCAACUGAUAAGGACAGUGACAAUGAUUGUUUUGAAGUUGAUAGUUCAAAAAUCCAACAAGACAUGAGCAGCCAAGUCACUACAAGGUUAAGAAGUCAUGUUAAAGGUGAUAACCCUGGCACUAGCAGUGAUGAAGAAGAUGAUACUGGGACCAACUGUAUUGGAAGGAGUGUUGGUAAAAGGCGACGAGCAAAGCAAGGAAGUGAUGGGAACAGCAUUUGUGAUGAAGGCUACAUGGCAAGAAGUGAUGACAAACCUAGCACAAGCAGUCACAGCAGAGAUUUCAAUGCAAGAAGUGAAGACAUCCCUGCCAUGAGUGUUAAUGAUGAAGAUUAUUCUUCAUAUUUAACUCUCGUGGCAUCGCUUUCUGGCGAUUCUUCAGAUGAUGAGGAUUUAAAUCAAGCUAUAAUUGCGAGCUUGGAGCAUCAGAUGUGA